CGACAGCCCUGACCAAAAAAUUUAAUAUUUUUCUUUAAUUGUUUAUAAAUAUGCAAACAACUGGGUGGAAACACGAUUUCCAGAUCCCAAAUGGCACACGCUUAUAUCUACGGUCAACGGGAUGGUUUCAAUGUGGUUUCUGGUCAGCCAGAGGCAAUCCCGCAUGUAUAGACCCACAAUGUUGUUACUUUUCGCCCAACGGACAAUUAAGCAUACGCGAUUGCAUUUAAACGAUCGCCUUACGCGGAGUACAAAAGGCACACGGGCCGUGAUGCAGUUACUCCGCGAGGUUAUAGUCGACCCUCUUUCUGAGUUUUUUUUACGCGGAGAAUGAUUCAAAACCGAAACACAUCGCUGCCCAUCGCCAGAACUGCAAUUCGCAGUCGGAAGCGUAACAAAGGCUGCGGAUUUCUUGGUCAGCUCAUCCGGAGGAUGUCCGGGUGUGAAACGGGUGCAGAGGGCAGUUACUUACCAUAGGCGCUCUAUAAAAAAACACUCACCGAACGGAAUUAGUAGGGCAUUCGGCGGUCGAUGCCACCGCCGAAUCAGCCCUUGUUGUGAUUUUGCGUCAACGUAGCCGCAUUUGACUUCCACACAUCCCACAUCCACGCUGGCUAUGGAACACUGACCAUGCCCAUAAUUGAAUUAGCGGCCCUGAUUGAUUGACUGUCCCACGAUGCAGCAAAAACCCCGAAACAACGGCUAUCCGGGCACCCUCAUCUGCGCGGUCCUCCUCGUCCUGCUGUCCACCGGUGUCAGCGGCCAGAAGCAGUAUUCCAAGGCAAGAAAGUUGGAACUGAGGGAGGAUGUGCGGCGCAUGUUCCAGCACGCCUACGAUGGUUACCUGCGCCACGCCUCCAACUACGAUGAACUGCGUCCGCUGACCUGCGAUGGCCACGACACCUGGGGCAGCUACUCCUUGACACUGAUCGACGCUCUGGACACGCUGGCCACCAUGGGCAACUUCACGGAAUUCCGCCGCGCGGCAAGACUGCUCGAGGAGAAGAUGGAUUUUGACAGGGACAUCAACGUGUCCGUGUUCGAGACAAACAUCCGCAUCGUGGGCGGGCUGCUGUCCGCGCAUCUGCUCUCCAAGCGUGCUGGCGUAGAGCUAGAGCCAGGAUGGCCCUGCAAGGGACCUCUGCUGCGACUGGCGGAGGAUGUGGCCCGACGAUUAUUGCCAGCCUUCGUCACGAACACGGGUAUGCCUUAUGGCACGGUGAACCUGCGCUAUGGCGUGCCCAAGGGCGAGACCUCUAUAACCUGUACGGCGGGCGUGGGGACAUUCCUCAUCGAAUUUGGUACCCUUAGCCGGUUGACCGGGAAAACCAUCUACGAGGAUGUUGCUAUGAAGGCGGUACAUGCUCUAUGGGCAUAUCGCUCGCCCAUUGGACUUUUUGGCAAUCACAUCGACGUGCAGAGCGGUCGUUGGACCGCCCUCGACUCUGGUAUCGGAGCAGGAGUGGAUUCCCUUUUUGAAUACCUAGUUAAGGCAUCUGUCCUGCUCAAUCGCCCAGAACUCUUGGAGUUAUUCCAUGAGGCUCGCGCGGCCAUUGAUAAGUACAUGCGGAAGGAGGACUGGUACGUGUGGGUAGGCAUGAACAAAGGCCGCGUCACCCUUCCCGUCUUUCAGUCCCUGGAGGCGUUUUGGCCCGGCAUCCUGAGCAUUAUUGGCGACACGGAGCCGGCCUUGCGCACCAUAUCACGGUACAUUGGGGUCUGGAAGAAGUACGGCUUUCUGCCAGAGUUUUAUAACAUUGCUGCUGGAGAGGCAUCGCCGAAUCGGGAGGUGUACCCCCUGCGACCGGAGCUAAUCGAGUCAGCUAUGUAUCUCUAUCGAGCCACAGGAAACGAGUAUCUUCUGGAGUUUGGUGAGCACAUGCUGGAGACCUUGGAGUUCAGUGCCAAAACCAAAUGCGGAUAUGCAACGAUUCGCAAUGUUGUCACCCACGAAAAGGAGAAUCGCAUGGAGUCAUUCUUCCUGGCGGAAACAAGCAAGUACCUUUAUCUGCUGUUUGACGAGGAAAACUUCCUGCACAACGAUGGGUCCGGAGGCGAGCUGCUGUCAACCGAGGAUGAUGUAUGCGUGGUACAGGCCGGUGCGUACAUCUUCAACACAGAGGCUCAUCCCAUGGACAUGUCAGCCCUCCACUGUUGCCACGCCCACAACGAGGACAUCUACACCUCUCUGGAUCUACAGCGGUUUAGUCCACGGGCGAUAUUAGAGAGGAGCAAAAAGCGGCAGGUAGCUGUUCAGGAACAGUGGGUGCCGCAGUGUCACCCAGAGAACAACGAGUUCUUUAAUAAAGAGGAUGAGAGUGUGCAGGCGCAGGACUCUGAAAAAGAGCAGGAACGCGAGCAAUCCGGCACAAGCACUACCAUGGCCGUAGAUAUUGAGGUGUUCGACGAAUUUCAACAGCCCGCCGGCGAUCUGUUAGUAAGCAACUUCGAGCAGAUACGCGAGGAGCGGGAGCUAAACGAGAGCCUGCACAGAAACGUGGUGGCACGAAACCAGUUGACAGUCAGCGAUUUGGAUGAAUUCUUUGCUCAGCGACGGGAGAGUUUCGCAAGCGCCUCCGAGGCUCUUAACUAUGUAAAGACCUUCAUGGGCAACUAUACCAUGGAUGUAGCCUUUAUACGGGGCUUGCAACUGUACGAUACUAAUAUGAGUAGUGUAUUGGGCACAGGCGCCCAGAAAGAGUAUGAGUCUCGAAUGAGGACCCUUUGGCAGCUGUACGAACUGCAGCAGCAAUAUGUGGCCAACAUCCGAGUGAUUCAAGGAUUAGGUUUGCUAACCUUUCCGGCGGACGGUGACCGGAUACCUAGCCAUUUGACAGAGGUGUUGGACAGCCUGGAUAAGUCGGCUCACUUGGAGCAUAUGGAUCUACAAGAUCUCGAAACAAGAGUGUCCAAUACCUCCUCGCCCCAGUUGGCUCAUAUAAGAGAAGUUAUUCUAAAAGCACGUAAUGCCUAUGCCAUAGCCAUGGUCAAUACUUCGGCCAUGCAGGAAUUUGCUAUCCGAAUCUACCUCAGUGGCACUUCGGAGGCCGGUGUUCGCAUUCACCCACUUUUGGAAGACGGAGAACUAAGUGAGGAAGCACGUAAAAGGCCAUUAAAGUUGGCGGAGGAGCGAGCCCUCUUCAGCUACGCCCGUCGAAUAGUGGACUUUCGGAAACGAAUGGCGGAGACAGUUGAUCGAUUGCAGACGCUCAUGCAGGACAUUCCGCCACCCAAAAGGAAAGAGGCCACUACCGACUCUCAGGCCGCAGAUGCGUCCACAGUCUACACUCAAACCAAAGCCCAGAUGGCGGCGCCUGCACAGCAGCCGGAGCCGAGCCAGGAAGAGAAGCAGUCGACACAAAUUCAAAAAGGAAAGCUUGCCGAAAACGGCUCCGGAUUGGGUGAAGAGGAGUCCGGCUGCGUGUGGUCGCAGUUGGUGCAGACCAUCCUUCGGAAGACCACGGUGCAGCGGGUCAAAUUUGACGAGGCCGUGCUCCAGGAAAAUACGCGCAAGGCACUGGAGAAGUACGCCCGCAAGGAGUUACCCCACCAUCUGUUCGCCUGCCACCGGCCGGAGUACAUUGAGGGAUUCGCCUAUCGGGACUUUUAUCCGGAAGCGCUGUAAGCUCGCAAUCACCUCACCGACCAACACGACUGAUCUGUAGAUAGAUAUCAAAGUUCGGCGUCGAUGCGCGCAUGACAAUGAGCGACUCAAUUGCAGAGCGAAAAGGACAGAGCGCUAAGCCAAAGCGGCAAGCGCGAAAGUACAAGAUGAAGACAGCGCGAGAGGAGGGGAACUUAGAUAACGAAAGAGAACCAUCACCUCUAACGGUUUUCUGAUAUGUUGCCGAUCAUGAUAUUUGCAGUGCUGUACUUUGUACUUUUCUAUCGUUUAAAUUGUAAGCUAUGUACAUAUAUGUACGUACAUAUGUAUGCAAUUACCAAACCAUUUCCAGGAAUUUCAACUUCUUGUACAAUCAUGUUUACCAGCGAUUUUUUAAAGCUCAGUUAAGAUAUGAUAAUAGAACUUCCAAAAAUAUGUAUAGCUAAAGAACCUUAAGUGGUCCUACUUGUGCCGACAAUUAAUUUAAUUAGCAUAUGAACCCGCAACUCUUGAGGUUUUCUCAAUACCUUACCAAGGCUUAAACAAAUUUAUAUCUGUAAUAAUAAUGGUUCGAGUGCUUGUGUGCGUGUAAACUAUUUGCGAUGACUGUUGUUGGCUGUAUUGUAAUUAAAUUGAUUUAUUUCCGU
This is a messenger RNA of Drosophila melanogaster (fruit fly), 4251 nucleotides long. RefSeq names its product ER degradation enhancer, mannosidase alpha-like 1 (gene Edem1). Gene Ontology annotation, molecular function: mannosyl-oligosaccharide 1,2-alpha-mannosidase activity; calcium ion binding. Bases 677 to 3625 code for a protein of 982 amino acids. The record is from RefSeq and is marked reviewed. Gene Ontology annotation, biological process: carbohydrate metabolic process; endoplasmic reticulum mannose trimming; positive regulation of retrograde protein transport, ER to cytosol. Gene Ontology annotation, cellular component: membrane; endoplasmic reticulum; endoplasmic reticulum quality control compartment. The transcript is spliced from 5 exons. Lineage: Eukaryota; Metazoa; Arthropoda; Insecta; Diptera; Drosophilidae.